AAUCUUACACAAACAACAAACCCGGAAGCGAAAAAAAAGAGAAACAUUUUGACUGACCAAUAAUUAUGGAGAUACAGAUUGUAAAAGCUGGAUGGCUGCAAAGAAAAAGUACGGUUUUGCAUCGCUGGAAGAAGAACUGGUUUGUACUGUACAGGUCAGGAGAGUUGGCUUACUUUGAGUCCCAAGAUAAACAUCAGGCGGAGGGAAGGUUUAUUGUCUGUGCAUCAUGUAUAGGCAUCAAAACUAGUGGAGACUGUGAAUUCAGUGCACCGGAAGGCUAUGGCAAGCAAUGUCUGUUGUAUCUACAGUUACGUAGCGAUGAAGAUCUGAAAUUGUGUGCUGAAUCCCCAGAUGAUAUGAGAGCCUGGCAGAUAGCGCUUGAAGAAGCCAGGACAAUGAACAGGACUGGAGAGAUUGCAGCACCUCCAGGGGUGGCUGUACCCCCAGGGGCACAGGUUGUCUACCCGCAAACAUUCACACAUGGCUAUCCUGGUCAGAUAAUAGCAGCCCCUGGACAGUAUGUUGUGAGAGAUGCUUCAGGGGGUGGAGCUGUUGUCAUGGGGAACCAGCCAGGUCAGGUGGUUUGUGUCCGGGAACCAUACUAUUACCGCAGGGGAUACUACUCUCCCCUCAUCAUGGGACCAGUUUUGUGGUGGUGAACAGCUUGGAAUUGGAUAUAACCACAGCAACAGUGUAAACAACUUACAUACUGUAAAUGUCUAUCAGGUCAGGAUAAAAAUGUGUAAUAUUUUGCACCAAGACUGCAAUGUCCAUGUAAGGAAGGAAAAGGGUGUAAUGCACUGUUGCUGAAUAUUUUUUUUUUUUUUUUUUGAUAUUCCAUUGACAUAGUGUUAUGUUUUUAUGUUGUAUUCUUAUAUUUUUGAUAUUCUAUAGGUAGAUCUAUUGAGAUCUUUGAAUGUUUUUCUAAAUGAUUUAUGUGUGAGAUUAUGACUGGAAACUGCAGCCCAGUUUUCUCUUUUUGUAUAUUUAGCCCAGAACCAGCUAGUGGUUCAGGGCAAGCUGUUAGUAUACAUGGAUUGUGUCUAUGUCGGCCAUCAUCUCCAACAAUUUUGCUUAGACAGCUUCCUCUGAAACAACUUAUCAGAAUUACAUCAAACUUGGCAGGUAGCAUAUUGGCCAUGCAUCUUCCUCUUAUUUAUUGUAAUCAUUUUGCUUGACUGCAGUUAGGGGUUGCCAGGGUUGAAAAUAGAAAAAAUCUAAAAGACUUCUUCUAAUGAACCACAUGAUGAAUCUCCACAAUACUUGGUCUAUAUCAUAGUUGGAUGUAUUUCUCUUAAUUGCUUUCAAAUUCUUUUUCUUGACUGCAAUUAGGGGUUACCAGACCUAAAAGCAGAACAUCAACUUCUUUUGGUUUGCUUGAUGAAUCUUCAACAAAUUUGGCCAGAAGUAAGAUAAAAAGGUCAUGGACAGGUGAACAGUAUAGGGCUUACAUGGCACCUUUCUAUAUUCAAUAUAUUUCACCAGUUUUGUUUCAGUCAUGAAAUUCUUGUUCUCCCCUGCCAUGACUGAUAUAUAAUUUUGGUGCAAAGAAGUUGUGGUUGUCCCAUUUUCAUAUUAUGUAUAUAUAUAUUUUUUAAAAAUGGGAAAAAAGAUGCAUUUAAAUGUCAUGCAAUUCUCUUUUCUGCUGAUUCUAGUCAUAAAAAGAUGAUAUUUGAAUGUUAAAGGUUUUGUCCAUUUUGAGCAGAUAUAGAUAAGGUUGUGCAUUAUUCAUGAUUUAUUUUCCUUGCAUGUCGGACAGGAUUUCAGCGUUUUUUCGUUGCAGCUGGAAAAAACUCGUCUUAUACCCAAGAUGUAAGAUGACUCUUAUGCUGCAAUUUAUAUUGAUAUAAAAAAAAUUCAUAAAUCCAUAUGAUGCUAUGAUAAAAAUAGUUCUUAAAAGAAAAGCAUUUAUUUUAUUAUAUUUUUGCUAUUAUUUAUUGAAUUAUGAUACGCAAGGAAAUAAAAUCCAUCACAAGCUUUAUGUGUGGAUGGAAAUAUCCAGUUCUUGGACAUUUGUUUUUGUGGUAACUCGGCAAAGUCUCAUUAUAACCUAAACAAUGUUAGUUUACUGUGAUGAUAUACAGUUAGAUGUUGAAAAGUUUUGUCUAUGUGUUACGGUAUAUGUGGAAAAAAAAAUAAUUUCCUUUUCUGCAAUACUUUUUCUGUGUAUUUUAAUGCAAUUUCAUUUUGAUAACUGUUUUAAAAUAUUAUAGGGGCUUGCAUUUUGAGUAGUUUGAAAUAUUACUGUAAUUUUGUGUACUUUAGCCGAAUGAUUAUAUACAUGUUCAGGUAGUGGACCUGUGUUGACACCUGGCAAUUUACGUGUGAUUACGUAUUCUCAUAAUGCAACUUGGCAGUUUACGUGUGAUUACAUAUUCUCAUAAUGCAACUUGGCAGUUUACGUGUGAUUACAUAUUCUCAUAAUGCAACUUGGCAGUUUACGUGUGAUUACAUAUUCCCAUGAUGCAACUCGGCAUUUUUCAGACGUUAAGGAGCUCAACGUGCAAAUAUUUUUCCUCGAAAACGUGAAUAUACUAAAAUAAAUCGCUUUUGAAGAAUACAUAAUUUGUUGAUGGUCAUUACUGAUCCACUGCCUUAAUGAUAUAAUAUGUAAAUAUAAAAAUACGCAAUCCUACUACAUUUUUCUGUAACAUUUUCUAACCUUAUGAAAAUGUCUUCUAUCGUUGUCACUAUAUGCUAUUCUUGUGUUAUUUAAUGAUGUAAUUCUCUCUGUGAUAUAAAUUCAUGUACAGCAUUAUUUCUUGAGCAAGAUCAUGAUAUAGUGCAAAUUUGUUACCAUAUUCAGUAACAUAUGUAAUAAAAGAUAAUUAUAAGUGGAGAUGCACUUGUUUAAAGAUUAUUAGAUUUGUAAAAAGAAGUAUGCAAUUGUUCUUUUGGUGAAUGAUGCUGUGCUCCUAGAGUCGCGCAGUAUUUAUGCUGCAGAACUCGUGCAUAUUUCUAGAUACAAAUCCAUUUUUGACCUUCAGUUUGACUAUGAUGCCUAACUUCUUAAUAUUAUUAACAUUUUUACAUGAAUUUAGUUUUUAAUUGUAAAAAAGCAGUUUAAUAUAUAUACAUUUACUGAAUAGCUUAUUGGUCAAUAGUAAAAACUAUUGCAUGAGAUCAGAAGGACCAGGGGUCAAUAGGUUUUGUCAGUUGACUGGCAAGCCAUUCAAAAAAGUGUUUUAUUACAUGACAUCAAAAAUAGAUUUCAUUUAAUUAUUUCUUUCAAGUUUUGACUUUUGCCCAACAAAAUACAUGGUGGUGAACUAUUGACUGGUCAUAUUGCACAAACUGUGGACUGGCGAUUUAUAGAUGGAGUCAUGGAAUAAAAAAUCUUAAUGACAAUAGGUCUUUAAGUAAUUUAUUUACAUAUAUUAAAUGAAUAUUUUUUGAAAAGGGCAGAAGCAUAUAGGGUAAAAUCAAGAAUUUGCUGUUUGAAACUUUUUGUUAUUUGUGCCAUUCUUGUCUGUACUGGUCUGUCAAUGUACUUACUGUAAAUUUAUUUUUGAAAUGCAUUACAUGUUGAUUUUUAUACCCUCUGUGUUGGAGGGCAUAUAGUGUUUGAACUGUCCGUCCAUCACUCUUUCUUGUGUAAUCACCCCUCCAACAGUUUUCAUCCGAUUCAAAUGAAACUUGGUAAAUAUCUUCAGCGUGAAGUGGAUAUUGGCAUACUGUUUGUACUGAUAAUUAAUUUUUUUAGUUAUACCCCUUUUUGAUUUAUAAUAAACACUGUUCAUCAAAAUUAUGUUUGAAACUUUGAAUUUCCUUUUUGUUCUGUCAUAGAUAAAUUAGCAAAAAAUACUGCUGAAAUUUUGCAUAAAUGUGUGUUUUGCAGCCUCUGACAGCUCUGAAAAAUUUCAUCACUACAAAAUAUGCUAUCAACAAAGUUAUGAUAACAUUUUAUGAGAAGUCUAAGCUUAAGACUAAAACAUUGUUGAAUAUGAGCUUUGAGCAUUGUGUUAUCAAUGCCUCAUACAGUUUAAAUUUAACUUAAUUGAAACUUGAUAUAAGGCAUCAAAUUGAAUAUGAAUAUGACAAGUGAAGAUAAUCUGGACAUUGAAGUCAGAUUAUAAUAUAUUGAGUUAUGCCCCUUUAACAGAACAAUUUUACAACAACAUUUGUACCUUGUGUACUUACCUUCUCCUACAGUUUUCUUCCAAUUCAAAUGAAACUUAUAGGUAAACAUGAUCAACAUUAAGUGGAUAAGCACGAGUAUUGUCACUUGAUUGUCAGAUUUGUUUUAGUUUGUCCCUCUGGGCCCUGUUGUUCGAAAUUUUAACAGACUGUUAAACUAAUCGCCUGUUAAAUUUUGAUUCAAAAUACUAGUCUUGGUGGGAAACACUAGUAAGUUGUUUUAAUUUUACUGUAAAGACGUUUCAGUCUUCAUAAUCCUUAAGUCAUACAUUUGUUUUUCUAAGUUUUCUAAAAUGUCGAAAUAUUACUUUAAAAGUUAAUCGACUGUUAGCUUAAUCAACUGUUAAAGUUUCGAACAACUGGGACCAGGACUAUUCUGUCUAGCAUUUUCAGGGGGAAUGUGUACAGUGUUGACAUCAUUCUUGUUUAUGUUAAGUUUGAUUUUAAGCCAUUUCUGUAAAUACUGAAAAUAAAAUUUAAUGCUUCAUAAGA
This is a messenger RNA of Mercenaria mercenaria, 4629 nucleotides long. RefSeq names its product pleckstrin homology domain-containing family B member 2-like. Gene Ontology annotation, cellular component: membrane. The record is from RefSeq and is a predicted model, not a curated record. Bases 66 to 659 code for a protein of 197 amino acids. The transcript is spliced from 6 exons. Gene Ontology annotation, biological process: regulation of cell differentiation. NCBI's taxonomy places the organism in Eukaryota, Metazoa, Mollusca, Bivalvia, Venerida, Veneridae.